Molecule: messenger RNA, 868 nt
Organism: Paramacrobiotus metropolitanus
Lineage: Eukaryota; Metazoa; Tardigrada; Eutardigrada; Parachela; Macrobiotidae
Product: laminin subunit beta-4-like
Exons: 2
Coding region: 60-620 (186 amino acids)
Source: RefSeq, a predicted model, not a curated record
UUCUAGCACUCCGAUAGUGGAAUAUUAGUUAGUGGAUUUGAUAUUAACAUCUUAAUACGAUGCUGCAUUGCAAAGCAUGGAAGUGUCUGACUUGGCUGGUGUGUUUUGUCUUACUGGAAACAGACUUUUCCGUCGGCAAACCUUGGUCAUCAGAUGGCCUCCGCUGCCCAAAUGGAAUGUAUUUGAACGCUAGCAACGCUUGCGUGAAUUGUGACUGUAACCUUCACGGAACACAGUAUUACUCCAACGAAUUGCCAGCACCAUCGUGUAAAGCGAUCACAGGACAGUGUCAAUGCGGUCCCAAUGUCCUGGGACGCACUUGCGAUCGCUGCAAACCGGGAACGUACGACUUGAAUGCGCACGGUUGUACGGAUUGUUGGUGCGUUACAGAGGGCGCUGGCAGCGGUAUUUGCAAUGAAGUGACCGGCUACUGCAAAUGCAAGAACGACAACAUUGCUGGUCAAUACUGCGAUGCAUGUCGCGUUGGCUUCUGUAAUUAUCCGGUGUGUGAACCGUGUGAGAAUGUCAUCGGCCCGGCGAUUUCUAAGAUUCCCACCACCAUCGUCAACGCAACACUGGACAUUCUGCGUGCUUUUUCGUUCUACAUUAGACCGUAUUGACGUGGUGCAACUGGUUUAGCCUGUGAACUGUCUAUACGUCUGUGGAACGAGCAUUCAUCGUGUUUUGCACUUUUACUCCAUUAGUAUUACGUACACUGAGUUUUUAAUCUGCUUUUUUUUAGUUGGGCAAACUUUUCGCUUGAAACAGACUUCUUUGUGGCGGUGCACAUUAAGAAGUGUCCGUUUCAAUAUUAAGUCAUUUUGAUAAAUCACUUCAAAUACGGGGAUUCUUUCAAUAAUACAAUGAA